Messenger RNA from Aspergillus fijiensis CBS 313.89, 1322 nucleotides. RefSeq names its product GNAT family N-acetyltransferase. Gene Ontology annotation, molecular function: acyltransferase activity, transferring groups other than amino-acyl groups. NCBI's taxonomy places the organism in Eukaryota, Fungi, Ascomycota, Eurotiomycetes, Eurotiales, Aspergillaceae. Bases 331 to 912 code for a protein of 193 amino acids. The transcript has a single exon. The record is from RefSeq and is a predicted model, not a curated record.
AAUCAUUCACAUAAGAUCACUACACCUCUAGCUCGUCUAGCACGCUAUGCUUAUUGUGGACGAUCCAUUAUUCGCCCAGCCCCUUAAUCACCGUAAUGUCAAUUGAAGGGCGCUAGUGCGCGGACGUCAGUCGAAGGGCGCGCGUCUCCGCUCUACUUAAACCCGUUGAUCGCCGUGCAGCACGAUACGCCUCAUCUUUAUCUUCAUUUCCUUUGAUUUGAUUUUCUUUUUCUCCUAUUCCACAUCAGAUUUGUCCACCAUCGAUCCAGAACAACUCCGCCGACACUCCCCCCUCCCUCUCCUCCAAUCAAGCCCCGCCCCAACCCCAAGAUGGCCCACUUCCACUUCCGCCUCGCAACCGCGGCCGAUGCCCCGCGCCUGCGCGACUUAAUCGAAUCCGCCUUCCGCGCCGCCGACACCCGCGCCGACUGGACCGGCGACCUAUCCCUGGGGGCGCGCUUCCACGUCCAACUGGACGACAUGCUCGCGCGCAUCGCCAACCCGGACGGCGCCUUCCUCGUCGCCACCACCACCACCACCACCACCACCACUGAACCCCAAGACGGGGUCCAAAAAGACGAGGCGGAGGAGGUAGUCGCCUGCGUCAAUAUCUUCAAGAAACAGCUCCCCGAUCGGGACGCCGUCGCCCGCCUAGCGCUUUUGGCCGUCGAUCACCGCUAUCAGCAGGGCGGGCUCGGGCGGCGCGUCAUGGUUGAGGCGGAGAAACUCUGCCGGGAGAUGUGGAGAGUAAGGAGGGCCGGGCUGAAUGCGCUGGAUACACGCGUCGCGUUGAUCCGGUGGUAUGAGCGCUGUGGGUAUGUAAGGACUGGGGAGGUGACGGCUAUUUCGCUUCCGCCGGAUGAGUUGAGGCUUGUGGAGUUUGAGAAGGAGUUGGCGGUGGGGGUGGUAUGAGGUGGUUGUUCGAUAAUGGAUUUAAAUAUGUUGGGCUAUUGAGCGGAUUGAUCAGUGUGGGCGUGUGGUGUGUGGUGGGCUGAUGGAGGUUGUGUGCUGCGAUUAUGGGGGGUUUUGGAAGGGAUCAGUCUGUCGGAGAGAGUGUGUGUUUGGUGGUUCAUUUAGACUUGGUGUGUUUAGGGGGUUGCUCGUGGAGGGCAGCACUGGGAGUGGUUGAUAUUUCAGUGUCGAGAUGAACAUCUGCACUUGUCACGCAUAUUCGAUAAUCAGAGGGCCUGUGACACCAUGUAGAAGUGGUGAUGACUAUGAUAAUUACGACUACGAGUGGACUUCAUGCCGUUUAGGCGGGUCGUUAAGUUCUUAAAGUCGAUGGCUUUCUCAAUCAUCAUUGGGGGCUACACAGACCAAUA